This is a messenger RNA of Papilio machaon (common yellow swallowtail), 3155 nucleotides long. RefSeq names its product importin-13 (gene cdm). Gene Ontology annotation, biological process: protein import into nucleus. Gene Ontology annotation, cellular component: cytoplasm; nuclear membrane. Lineage: Eukaryota; Metazoa; Arthropoda; Insecta; Lepidoptera; Papilionidae. Bases 205 to 3012 code for a protein of 935 amino acids. The transcript is spliced from 17 exons. Gene Ontology annotation, molecular function: small GTPase binding. The record is from RefSeq and is a predicted model, not a curated record.
UCGAAAGUGGUCUAACAUUUUACUUGUGGCUAUAGUACGAUGUGAAUGGAGUAUUCUUCCAUAAUUCACACCUGUAAUAAAAUCUAAUUAUACCAUAGAUGUGAUAAUACUAAAACAAAACAUAAAUGGUAUAAGACAUUGGUAGAGAAAGAACAAGGUUACUAAUAUCAUUUUGCUUUAGAGCAAUUCUUUUACUUCUACAUAAUGGAGUAUACAGCACAAAAUUUAGAAUAUGCAGUCAAUGUGUUUUAUAAUGGAGAACAGACCGAGAAAACUAAUGCACACACCUGGCUUACAACAGCUCAGCGAGCUCCAGAAGCAUGGAACUUUGUUUGGGAAUUACUUCAGCCUCAUAAGGGUACAGAAAUACAAUUUUAUGCUGCAACAACUUUGCACACCAAAAUCCUGCGCUGUUGGAAUGAGGUACCACCAGAAAGCUAUGAAGAGUUGAAGGAAAAAAUACUACAAGCUGUUACUUCAUAUUCCCAAGGUCCAAAGAUUGUAACCAACAGAUUGUGUAUUAGUUUAGCUGCAGUUAUACUACAAUUGGGAGCAACAGAUCUAGCAUCAACACUAAGACCUCUGUCAAAUGUAGAAAAUACUUCUUUGCUACUUGAAGUAUUAACUGUGAUACCUGAAGAGUAUAAUAGUAUGACAAUGGGAACAGCACUUCGAACAAAAAAUCAAAAUGCGUUACUUCACGCCUGUCCCGCAGUUUUGGAUGAUAUGCUUCGCUAUCUGCAGUCUGCAUAUAAUGAUUACAGUAAGGGUCCUCCCUGUGACGAAACAGUUAAGACUUGGCUGAAUGUGGCGGCGUGCGCCGGCAGCUGGCUGACCAUGGCCUGUGGUGACUGCAUGGCCUACACUACCACCAGCGUGCCGGACUUCGCUCCACUGUGCAGGGCGUUGCUGACUGUCGUACAUGUUCUGUACUCAUGUUACGAAGCAGUGAGCGACAUCGCGCUGGAGGCGUGCGAGUCAGCUCUGAGCGCGGUGCGCGCGGCGGGCGGGGGCGCGGGCUCACUGCGCCGCCCCGUCGCCGCGGAGCAGGUGCUCGCUGACCUCUUGCAGCUCGCCGAGCGCGUGCUCGCUAGAGACAACGUACCCAAUUCUAUCAACGAGGAGUUGCUGUCAGCGGUGAUAACGUGCCUGGUGUCGGUGGCUGACUGCCACUCGCGGCAGGUGGUGCGCGGUGUGGUGGCGGAGGAGCGCGCGCCGCGACAAGCGCUGGAGCUGCUGCUGGCGGCGCAGUCAGCGCCAGGACACUACCCGCUGCACGAGACGCGCUCACACUUCGUCUUCAGCUUCUGGUACACGCUGCAGGACGAGAUAUCGAACACGUUGGACAGCAAGCGCAAGAUGCACCCGGUGUGGCUGGAUGUGUUCUCGCGGCUGCUGCUCUCGCUGGUGGCGAAGGCCGAGGUGCCCGCCGACAGCGCCCUCUCGCAGGACGACCGCGAACUGCUGCGCUGCUACAGGCAAGAUAUAAGUGAUACCAUUACGUACUGCUUCUGCGUGCUAGACGACAGCAUCUGGAAGGUGUUGGAGGAGGCGUACCCGGUGGGCGGCAGCGAGGAGCGACAGGAGGCGGUGCUGUUCGCCUUCUUGGCGGUGGGCGAGAUCCGCCUCACAAAGCAGGCGGUAACUCCCCCCAUCGGCACGCUGCUGCGACACGCCGUGCGCGCCGCAAACACCGCCAACAACAAGAACCUGCUAGAGACGGCGCUCGACUGCCUUGGAGGUUACUCAACGUGGAUGAGCAACUCGAGCAGUGCGGAGGAGGUGGAGCUGGCGCGGCAGAGCAUCCUGGCGGCGGGCGCGGCAUUGCAGCGGUCGCCGGCUCGCGCUGCGCACGCGCUGCGCAAACUGUGCACCGAGUGCGAUGCGCUCGCCGCCUCCAUGGCCGAGGAUAUUGUCAAUGCAACGCAGAAUGGGAUGGUCCGAUGUGACAGCUUCGUGCGGCGGCAGCUGGCGGGCGCUGCGGGCGCGGCGCUGGCUGCUGCCCCGCUCGACGUCGCCGCACCUCUCCUGCAGAAGUUGGCACAGUCGUUGCUCGUGGACCUGCGCGCACAGGCGGCGGAGGGAGUGCGCGCGCGUACUGCGGCGGAGUGCGGCGCGGCGCUACUGACCGCGCUGGUGGCCGCGCCCGCGCUCGCCGGCGAACUCUUCCAGGCGCUGCUGCCCGCGCUUGCGCACUUCGCGCAUCACGCAGACCUCCUUGAGGCGAUGUACAAGGUGCUGGACCAGGCGCUGUCGUCGCUGCUGGAUGCAAGUCUGCCGCACAUGCCGCAGGUGGCCGAGCUCGCGGUGGCCGGCUUCCACACGCAGCCCUGCGCGCCCGGACUGGUCGUACUUAACUUGAUAAUGUUGAUAUCGUACGACACGUGGUCGGAGGCGGGGCGUGUUUUGCGUGCGUGUGUGUCUGCGAGUGCGGCGCGCGCGGCGGCGGAUGUGCGCGCGGACCCCGAGCUCACCUCGCAGCUCUUCCUCACACUCGCCACCCUCACCAAGAAGAUGCCCGACUGUUUGCACUGGAUCGAAGAUUUGCUAUCACAACUUGUUGAACUCGCAUGUCGGUGUGUUACUGUUUGGGACGCGGCGACGGCGCGAGGCGCGUGCACCUGGCUGAUAGCGCUAGCGGCGCGCCAGCCCGCCCCCCUCCUACCACACGCGCCCGCGCUCACAGCCGCCGCGAUCUGCUGCAUCGGCGGUGCGUCGCCGCGAGCGCAGGUGUCAGCGCUAUCUGAGCUGCUGCUGGCUUUGAACCGCGCUGAGUGGGGGGCGGGGGCGGGGCUGCGUGCCUGGCUCCACGCAGCACUCGACGUCGACGGUUUCCCCUCGCACCACGCCACGCGCUCACACAAACAGAAGUUCAUCACAGCUGUACUUAAAGAGAGGAAUAACAGGCGAAUAGUUUUCGAAGCGGCGCAGGAGUUCUCUCUGGUGUGUCGCGGUCUCGUCGGCACUGAGUACGCGCGACAGACUAUCGCAUCCAAACAACUUGUAGCAUAGAAUAUUGACUUAUUCAAACUGUUUUUGACGUUUCAGUACUUUCCAGUAUUGAAAUGUGAGCCCUUUUAUAAGAUCUCUUGUUGAUAUAAAUGCCAAAAAUCUGUGAUCAUCGAAUGGCGUAUUAUAUCAUAUGUAAAUAAGAC